AUGAUUUCUGGUGGAGUUGGAAUUAUUCAACCAAUCAUGCAUUUAAGAGAAAAAUCACACCUGGAGCUCACCUAUUCGUUUUUUAGAUGGUGGUGUAAGUACUACCGAUUUAGAUUGGCAUCCAUACAACGUGAUAAUCCCGAAAUGCAGUCAGCAAGUGAUCGAUGUUUGCAUCGCUUUAGGGAUGCCAUUCAAUCAGUUCAUGAUGUUGGCGCCAGUGGUUUAUCAAAUACGAUAACGAAAUUAUUUUUAGGAUGUGUUGUUAAAUUACGAGGUAUUCAUAAUGAUGACUCAAUGUGCCACCAUUGGAAAUUUGGUUCAAUGAAGCACAGGAAUGAUAUGUUGGCUGUUGACCAAAGACAUCAAAUUAUUCGCCAAAUUUUAAUAAUUCAAGAUUGCCUAUUGAAUUCUACACCGAUUAAUUUGCCAAUGGCUAUUUUGUUCGGUAAGUCACCAAUGAUGUCCCGAAGAAAAAAGGCAAGAAAGAUGGCGUGUAUUCCUUUUAAUACAAGUUUGAAAGUUAUCUCUGUAAUGUUCAAACAAAUCUCAAUACUUGGAGAUGCUAUAUCUCGUCAUUUUUGA
Molecule: messenger RNA, 582 nt
Organism: Diversispora eburnea
Lineage: Eukaryota; Fungi; Glomeromycota; Glomeromycetes; Diversisporales; Diversisporaceae
Source: the annotation of a GenBank genome assembly